Messenger RNA from Panicum virgatum (switchgrass), 3498 nucleotides. RefSeq lists its product as uncharacterized. The transcript has 10 exons. The coding region runs from base 515 to 3280 and encodes 921 amino acids. NCBI's taxonomy places the organism in Eukaryota, Viridiplantae, Streptophyta, Magnoliopsida, Poales, Poaceae. The record is from RefSeq and is a predicted model, not a curated record.
CCUAACGCUCCGGCGCUCCGGCGCACGGUCCUACUCCAGUGCACGAUCCUAACCCAGCGCACUCCAGUGUGGGCGAGCUUCGCCGCCGGCGCGGGCCGCCGCCCCGAGGACCGACCACCGUCCUCUGGUCGCGCUCCAUCCUCCACCGACCACCGGCAUCGCGCUCUCCGUCCUCCACCAGCGCCGCGCUCUACGCUCUCUAGCCAGCCCUUCUCACCUCCAGCCAGAUACCCCUCGCCGCCCGCCGUCGCCCGCCUCCGGCCAGAUCUGGACGCGCCGCCCCGCCUCCGGCCUCCCCUCCGUCCGGAAGCCCCUCCUCGGUGGCUCUUAGCAAGGCGAGGCGAGACAAAGCAAGAGUCCCAAUCGUACUCACCGUCUUUAGCUUUCCAAAUAUCUCCACCUAUCCCCAACCCCCCUCCCCACCUCAGAUCCCUAAAUCUGCAUCGAUUCGGUGUCUAACCCUAAUACCCGUCUUUCUACCCUACCGUUCCGGCGAUCCCACCGGGCCGCCUCCAUGUUCACCUCCCGUGGCGGCGGCGGCAACAUCUGCAUCUGUGAACCGAGCGACCUUAAGGACGGAUUCCACUUUGCCAGGAGCAAAUAUGAGAUUGAAUCAGUUCUUGCCAAGAUCGAGAAGAUCUACAGCCGGUUGAAGCUGCCUAAGCACGCGUCGCGCAACGGCUGCUGCUCCUGCGUCGGUCUCCUGGCUCCUGCCACCAAUAUCAUCGUCAACUUCCUCAUCUGCAAAGAUGCUGCGGAACUGCUGCCCGAAGGACAGGAGGCUGGGGGCAUGAUCCAGCGGUCUCUCGACGGCCUCAUCGCCUUCCUCACCUGCCUCUUCCCCUAUCUCCCCGACGCGGAGGCCCUGGCAUAUCUCUCCGCUGCCGACGGAGACCCCCUUGUCGCCGCCCUCAUCAUCAUCGACAGGCGCGGGCUGACCAGAGAGUCCUUCAUCACCGAGACAGGACUCGAGAUCGCCCUCAGAUCCGCAGCGGUUGCCGCCCAGCACCCAGAUCCGCAGCGUUUCAUGCGAGGGUGGAAGCUGGUUUCACUUUGCCCACAGGAGUUUGCCAAGUUGGCCGUACCAUGCGACGACAAUCAAGGGUUGAUUUUUGAGCUGGCCCGCAGAAUGAGCGUGCUUGAUGGGUCCUCGACAGAUCUUUGCCUGGCUGAUGGGACUUCUUGGGAACUAGCCAGGGAUCGCCUUUCAUCUUGGAAAGGGGGGCUUCCUCGGCUUCCUCCUGUCCGAGCAACCAUGAAGCGCCUGCUCCUUUCCAUGAUCCACGGAUUCUAUCUGAAGGCGCUGGGGGCUCUACCGAAGAAGGAGCUGACUGAUUGCUAUCACCGCAGCUUGCUCAUGGGUGGCCACUGCUAUGGCCCGCUGGACCCAGUCUCCAACAUCAUCGUCAACACCAUCUGGUAUGAUCAAACCUUCCCAGCAAGAGAAGUACAGCCACUAAACAUGAUCAGCACCAACUGCCUGUGGCGCAUCACGGCCCAAUCACUCUAUGGCCUUGUAUCCUUCCUUCGCAGCCGCUACCCAAACCUCACACCUGACCAAGCCUUGCAGCGCUUGCUGGACGCACGGGCUGAGUUGUCUUUUGCUGAUCCCUUACUGCAAACUGGAUGCACCACAACCUCUCGUAUGCUGCGCAAAGACGCUGAACAUACCAAGCCACACGCCACUCUCACUGAAGCGUAUGUUGCUGCAGCCACCGCUGCGUUCCACCCAAGCCCACUAUUGCAGAAAGAUUUUCUUGGAAUACCAGAUUCUGUGCGUAAUCUCAUGGUUAUCUCAGAGAUGUUGUCUGUGCACGAUGGUCAAACAAUCCCUAAAGAGAAAUUUGAGUGCCUUUUGAUCCUUCUCAAGUGUCCAUCCUCUGUUGGCACGUCACCCCGACCGCAACAGGAGCUGGAGCAUAAACAGGUAAGCAAGAGGGUCUACGUCCAGGCUUCUGUAUGCAAGAAUAUGUUCUGGGGCAAGCAUGAGCGAGUCAACAGCAUGGUGAGAGCAGUCUUGGACAAGUACAACGAGACCGCGGUAUCCAAGUAUAGUCUUCAUGUUAUCUGUGGUGUUAAUGAGCUUGUUGACCGGGAGUUUAGCUUGGACCGGAGUAUCAAAUGCCACAAUCCUCGGACCCCUUACAAAUACAAUUACUCUCACAUCAAUUUCCUGGCAACUCGUGAAGGCUCUUCUUCUGCAACACUUUUCUUUGCUGAAUGCAGUAAUCAUUGCACCAGCAAUUCUUGGUGUAUCCCUGUGCUACUGCAGCCAGAUGCUGGUAUCUGUACGAUGGCUGGUACGCGUCCAGAGUCCAGGCCAGGUGUUGGUACGCGUCCAGAGACUGGUGUGCAGCCAGAUGCUGGGGCUGGUAUCCACACAGAGGCUGAUGCAGAUGCUGGUAUGCGUCCAGGGGCUGGUAUCCGUUCAGAGUCCGGACCAGAUGCUGGGGAUGGUAUCCGUCCAGGGGCGCCAGAUGCUGGUAUGCGUCGAGGUCCUGGUAUCCAUCCAGAUACUGGUAUGCGUCGAGGUCCUGGUAUCCGCCCAGAGGCUGCUCGCUGCAUUUACUGUGAGUUUGGAGGGAGCAAGAUUUUGCAUCCAAUUGCAAAGAGUUUUUGUGGGCGUGAUGAUUUUAAGAAGCUCAGUGGUGGAGGUCUUUACACCAAUAACCGGCUCAUAAAAAAAGAGGUGGUAGAUUGGGUGUAUGGGUCUCAAGAAGAGACCAUCUACUUCAACUACUGGGUGGACGCUGACGCUACCGCCGCGGAUGGAUAUAGGCUGCCGAAGCUGAGGAGGGGUUGCAAGGGCUUCAUUUUUGUGAUGCUUGCUGCUGUUAUGCCAGGAUUUCGCUGGUCCAUGACUCAGAUUCUGUUACAGAAAGAUGCUUAUGGCCUGGAAAACCCAAUUACCAUGAUGACCCAUGUUACACCAGUGAUGGCCAUAGCCACCAUGAUACUGUCUCUAUUACUGGAACCUUGGAGUGAUUUUCAGAAGAAUUCAUAUUUCGAUAACCCUUGGCAUGUCAUGCGCAGUUGCUUACUCAUGCUUAUCGGAGGAUCCUUGGCCUUUUUCAUGGUGUUAACAAAGUAUAUACUUAUUUCAGCAACAAGUGCCAUCACUGUGACGAUAGCUGGGGUAGUAAAAGAAGCUGCAACCAUUUUGGUUGCUGUAUUUUAUUUCCAUGAUGAAUUUACUUGGUUGAAAGGGCUUGGUCUUUUCACCAUUAUGGUUGGUGUUAACAAAAAACUAAGGGGAUUUUUUCUAAAACCAGCCCCAUAAAUCUGCUCCAACAAGGAAUCGAACUUGGGUACUGGUGCGACCAUACGUCCAUACUUCAGCCCCUCUAACCAACUAGACUAGAGGAGCUUUUGUUAUGGUUGGUUGGUGUUAGCUUAUUCCAAUUGGUACAAGUUAGUACUCCUUUACGAGAAUCUAAGUCACGCACACUCAAUGCGAUUUCAAAGUCCUUAAUUACUACAAAACAAGCUUUAGGGUUA